CUCUCCAAGGCAGGCAGACCUUCUCAGCAACCAUCACAAUGGCAUCCAUUAGAAGCAGCGGCAUUAAAAGCUCAUUCUCUGGGCGCUCCUAUUCAAGUGGAGGCUUGGGUGGAGGUUCAGUGCGUAGGGGAUAUGCCUCAAGUGUGUAUGGUGGUGCAGGUGGCAGUGGAGCAAGAAUCUCCUCUGCCAGCGUUUUCAGCUCAGGAGGUGGUUCAGGUGGUUAUGGUUUUGGCAUGGGAGAGGGCGCAGGCUAUGGAGCAGGAGGUUGCAUUGACCUUAGCGCAGGCCUCAACGAGAAGGCCACCAUGCAGAACCUGAAUGACCGUCUAUCCUCCUACCUGGACAAGGUCCGCAUCCUGGAGAAGGCCAAUGCUGAGCUGGAACUCAAGAUCCGCCAGUUCAUGGAGAGCAAGACCUCCCCCAGAUCCCGUGACUUCUCAGCUUUUGAGGUCACCAUUGCUGACCUCCAGGGAAAGAUCCAGGAUGCCACCCGUACCAAUGGAGGCAUCUAUCUGGCUAUUGACAACGCAAAACUGGCAGCAGACGACUUCAGAACCAAGUAUGAGAAUGAGCUUGCUAUGCGUCAAUCAGUGGAGGCUGACAUCGCAGGUCUGAAGAGACUCUUGGAUGAGCUGACACUGGCCAGAUCAGACCUGGAGAUGCAGAUAGAAGGUCUCAGGGAGGAGCUGAUCUUCCUCAAGAAGAACCACGAGGAGGAAAUGGCGUCCAUGCGGGCACAGAUGACCGGACAGAUCAACGUGGAGGUGGAUGCAAAACCACAAGUAGACCUGAGCACCAUCAUGGCUGAGAUCCGUGAGCAGUAUGAGGGUGUGGCUGCCAAGAACCAGAGAGAGUUGGAACACUGGUUCCAGUCAAAGACAGAGGCGCUGAACAAGGAGGUGGCCGUGAGCACAGAAACUCUACAGACAUCCAAGUCCGAAAUCUCUGAGAUCCGUCGUACACUGCAGGGCCUGGAAAUCGAGCUACAAUCCCAGCUAAGCAUGAAAGCGGCUCUGGAAGGCACUUUAGGUGACACAGAGGCAAGAUACUCAAUGCAGCUACAAGGCCUCCAGAUGCAGGUGACGAACUUGGAAGAACAAUUGAUGCAACUACGUGCUGACAUGGAACACCAGGGCCAAGAAUACAAAAUGCUGCUCGACAUCAAGACCCGUCUGGAGAUGGAAAUUGCAGAAUACAGAAGACUGCUGGACGGAGAGGGCAGCUUUGGCACUUCAUCGAGCAGCAGUACGAAGACCAGCACCAAGGUGAUAGUGGUGACAGAGGAACUGAAGGACGGCAAGGUGGUGUCCUCCUCCACCACCACCUCCUAAUCCGUCUCACGCAGCAAACAAACACAAGAGAGCGACACCUGACAACUAAAAGCAAAUCUGAAUCCAGUACUUCCAUCACGUACAUGUUUGAACAAAAUAA
Molecule: messenger RNA, 1431 nt
Organism: Scomber japonicus (chub mackerel)
Lineage: Eukaryota; Metazoa; Chordata; Actinopteri; Scombriformes; Scombridae
Gene: krt15
Product: keratin 15
Exons: 7
Coding region: 39-1331 (430 amino acids)
Molecular function (GO): structural molecule activity
Source: RefSeq, a predicted model, not a curated record